CACUGCUCCCUCUCCUUACCGCUUCUGUUUUCAGCUUUUUUUUUUUUUCACUUUUCUGCCCUCGUGAUUCCUUCUCUCUCUCUCUCUCUCUCUCUCUACAAAGCUUCUCCCUCCUCCCCUCUUCACUCCCUCCCAAAAAACAGCACGCGCACACUCUCUGUCUUCUCUCUUUCAUGGCCGCUCGCCGGAGAAAGACUUUGUACGACUUCCCGCGCCUGGAAAACAGCCGUCGCAAACCCCCAUUUCAUCACAGAAAUUAAAUAGCCCGGGGAAAGACUGUUUUUUAUUUUUUAUUUUUUAUUUCUGGGUUCUCUCGAUCUGUUUUGGGAUUUUUUUUUAUUGCCGUUAAUGGCGGAUUUUUCUACGUCCGGGUUCGUUUGUGUGGUCUUCGUUUCGAUUCUUCUGCUGGGUGGGCGGCUCAAUUCGGAGCCGACGCAAGACAGGCAAGCUCUCCUUGCUUUCCUCUCUCGAACCCCACACGAGAACCGCCUCCAGUGGAACUCCACCGACUCUGCCUGCAACUGGGUCGGCGUCCUGUGCGACGACAACCGGUCCUUCGUCUACUCUCUCCGCCUUCCAGGCGUCGGCCUCGUCGGUCCGAUUCCGGCCAACACCAUCGGCCGUCUGAGUCAGCUCCGCAUCCUCAGUCUCCGCUCUAACCGUCUCUCUGGCCAGAUCCCCUCCGAUUUGGUUAACCUCACGUUUCUACGCAGCCUCUACCUUCAGGACAACCGCUUAACCGGUGAAUUCCCCUUGAGUUUGACUCGGUUGACUCGCCUGACCCGGCUCGACAUCUCCUCUAACAAUUUCAGCGGCGAUGUACCAUUCGCCGUCAACAAUCUGACACACUUGACGGGGCUCUUUCUGGAGAACAAUGCCUUCUCCGGUAAUCUACCCAGCAUCAACCCCGCCGGGCUAGUAGACUUUAAUGUGUCGAACAACAAGCUCAACGGUUCAAUCCCUAAAACACUCGCGAACUUCCCUGCGGCCUCAUUCGUUGGCAACCCAGAUCUCUGCGGAAAACCCUUAAAAGCCUGCAGCCCAUUCUUCCCCUCACCGGCGGCGCCUCCGUCCUCAAAUGCUCCGGGACAACCACCUCGAGAAAAGUCUAAAAAGCUAUCGAAAGCCGCGAUAAUCGCAAUAUCGGUGGGGUCAGCUCUGAUUCUGCUCCUCUUACUUCUACUGCUGCUUCUCUGUCUCAGGCGGCGGUACCUGCGGCGGCCGGCGAAACCGCCAAAGCAGGGGGCUACUCGGUCGGUGGUUGGGGAAGCGGGGACGUCGUCGUCGAAGGACGACAUAACCGGGGGUUCGGCGGAGGGGGAGAGGAACAAGCUGGUGUUCUUCGACGGCGGGUUAUACAGCUUCGAUUUGGAGGAUCUGCUGAGGGCGUCGGCGGAGGUGUUGGGGAAGGGGAGCGUGGGGACGUCGUACAAGGCGGUGCUGGAGGAGGGAACCACCGUGGUAGUGAAGAGGCUGAAGGACGUGACGGUGUCGAAGAGGGAGUUCGAUAUGCAAAUGGAGGUUUUAGGGAAGAUCAAACACGACAAUGUGGUGCCCUUGAGAGCUUUCUACUACUCCAAGGAUGAGAAAUUGCUUGUUUAUGAUUAUUUGGCCGCCGGCAGCUUAUCUGCUCUUCUUCACGGCAGCAGAGGCUCAGGCCGUACGCCGCUUGACUGGGACAACCGGAUGAGAAUUGCUCUGGGGGCCGCAAGGGGCCUCGCCCACCUACACGUCUCGGGAAAGGUGGUUCACGGCAACAUCAAGUCCUCCAACGUCCUUCUUCGGCCGGACCAAGAGGCCGGCGUCGCCGACUUCGGUCUCAACCCGCUCUUCGGCAACUCGACGCCGCCCAACCGCGUCGCAGGCUACCGGGCGCCGGAGGUGGUGGAAACGCGCCGCGUGACUUUCAAGUCGGACGUCUACAGCUUCGGCGUCCUGCUGCUGGAGCUGCUCACGGGGAAAGCGCCGAACCAGGCGUCGCUGGGGGAGGAAGGCAUCGACCUGCCGCGGUGGGUGCAGUCGGUGGUGAGGGAGGAGUGGACGGCGGAGGUGUUCGACGUGGAGCUGAUGCGGUACCACAACAUCGAGGAGGAGAUGGUGCAGUUGUUGCAGAUCGCGAUGGCGUGCGUGUCGACGGUGCCGGAUCAGAGGCCGGCUAUGCCGGAGGUAGUGCGGAUGAUCGAGGACAUGAAUCGGAGCGAGACCGACGACGGGUUGAGGCAGUCGUCUGAUGAUCCUUCCAAGGGAUCGGAGGGUCAGACGCCGCCCACGGAGUCGCGGACCCCACCCGCGGCGAUCACACCUUAGGCGUACAGUCUUCGAAUUUUCUGAAAAAAGAAGGCCAAGCAAAAAGAAAAAAACCGAAAAAGAAAGAAAAAGUGGGAAGUGCCAUUGCUAAGAUGCGCCGCGUGCGUAAGUAAUGGAGUAAAAAGUGCGCAGCUGGUUGGUGGGAGGUUAGAAUGGCGCAAAAAAUAGUCCUUCUUUAAUUUUUUUUUUUUUUUUGAAAAUUUGAUUUUGUUUGGGGCAAUUAUGCAAUUAUUUUUAUAGGGGCUUAUUUGAA
This is a messenger RNA of Malania oleifera, 2560 nucleotides long. Its product is annotated as probable inactive receptor kinase At2g26730. Lineage: Eukaryota; Viridiplantae; Streptophyta; Magnoliopsida; Santalales; Ximeniaceae. The transcript is spliced from 2 exons. Bases 349 to 2307 code for a protein of 652 amino acids. Gene Ontology annotation, molecular function: ATP binding; protein kinase activity; protein binding. Gene Ontology annotation, biological process: protein phosphorylation. The record is from RefSeq and is a predicted model, not a curated record.